Thlaspi arvense is the source of this 765-nucleotide messenger RNA. The record is from the annotation of a GenBank genome assembly. NCBI's taxonomy places the organism in Eukaryota, Viridiplantae, Streptophyta, Magnoliopsida, Brassicales, Brassicaceae.
AUGAACGACCGUUUCACGAAUCUCUUCAGCCGGAAAAGCUACGUGGAAGUCCGACGUCACAAGAAGUGCACGUGGGUGCAUCACGUGGACGCGGUCUCAUCUCUGGCCUUGUCGCAAGACGGCUCUCUGCUUUACUCUGCUUCGUGGGACCGGAGUUUCAAGAUAUGGAGAACCUCCGAUUUCAAAUGCUUAGAGUCUAUGGAAAAGGCACACGACGACGCGGUUAACGCCAUCGCGGUGUCUCUAGACGGGUUUGUUUACACGGGAUCGGCAGAUAAGAAGAUCAAAGUGUGGAACAAGAAGGACAAGAGUCACUCUCUGGUUGCUACUCUUACGAAACAUCUCUCGGCAGUGAACGCGUUAGCGGUUAGUAAAGACGGUAAGGUUCUUUACUCAGGAGCGUGUGAUAGAUCGAUUCUUGUGUGGGAGAGAGUAAGCAACGGAGAUGAUGAGGAAGUACAUAUGUCUGUGGUAGGAGCUUUAAGGGGACACACGAAAGCGAUUCUUUGUUUAGGGGUUGCGUCUGAUUUGGUGUUGAGUGGAUCAGCAGACAAGAGCUUGAGGGUUUGGAAGAGAGGAUUAAUGGAGAAAGAUGGUUAUUCUUGUUUAGCGGUUUUGGAAGGACAUACCAAGCCUGUAAAGUGUUUGGCCGUCUCGGUUUCUAAUUCUGAUUCUGACUCUGAUUCCGGUUAUUCUUGUAUUGUUUAUAGUGGGAGUCUUGAUCUUUCUGUUAAGGUUUGGAACUUAAGGGUCUCAUCUGUUUAA